UGUAAAAAAAUAAAAACGAUUUUGAAUUAGAGUUUGCGUAUUAAAUUAAAAUUAAGAAAAUUAGCAUUAUAUUUAGUAUAUCUUAACAAUCAAACAAUCACACGAUCAACAUUUGCGUUUCUUGACCUUGUGUCCUUCUAAUCAGCAAUCGUCAUGACGGAGGUCGCUAGGUCAAGGCCAAACACGCAACACCCGCAUACCAAAUCGCCGCUGAGGCUUGAUGGAACAAAGCAGAAACUGGAAAACGCCGACGACCCAUUAAAUGGAGGAAAAAAUAAAUCAGAUACUGCAGUCUGCAAUCAUCUCCCUCUGUUCUCAGCAUUACUCAGAAAAAUUGGAGGUUGAUGGAAUCAUCUGUAUAUCAUCACAACAGACAAACCUGCGUCAUGUCGUAAAAAUUCACCAUACUGUUGAUCCCAACAACCUACACCAUGGACAGGGGGUCUCCGGAAAUUCCUCCCCAGCACCUGCCUCAACCACACCCACACAGUGGACGGAACAGCAGAGGAGAGGGAUGAUUCAGGGAGAGAAGACGAAAACCAGAAAGCGAUCAAGAAACACAGAGGAUAGUGACCCUGAUUUCAACUGUAGUAUAUCAAACAGUGCAGACCAUUUCCCAACAAUUGUUAAGCAGCUUCACAAAAGGAAAUCUAGAGCACAGAAGAUUAGUACUUAUACAGAAUAUGAUUCAGAAGGUUCUAAUAGUCCAGAAUAUGGAUCUGAUGCUCAGGACGGUCGGUAUGGGGUCAGCGAUGGCGGUUUGGGUGAAGAGCCAUUGGGAUCUGCCUCAGUGUUACUCAAACUUUUAGCAAAGCCCCACAAAAGGUCCAUGCUGGCAAAUCAGCCAACCCCAGUAAAUCCAAGUGUAGAAAUGGUUAAUCUUGAGGGGGCAGUCAAAUCUGGACUGGAGUAUCAGAUCAAAUUGAAUGAUGGUUCUGUAACCAGAAAGGAACAUGUCACUCAAGUAGAGGAGAAGACAACACAAUCUCAGCCUCCAGUUGUAAAGGACGAGCCUGUAUGGGAUGGAGAGUAUGGAGGGAUGAACCACCAGAAGCAAAAUGGUGAUGUUGCUGAUUACAAGAGCGAAAACAGUAAUGUAGGUCCCAAUUCAGACUCUGCUUUAGAAAGAAAUUCUAUUUUAAUGAAAAUUUUAGAGGGAAAGAGUUUAAGAGAAGCUUACAAGACAGAGCAUGGGUCUUCACCAGGACCUGAUACCCAAAUCUUUGAGGAAAAAUCAAAAUCAUCUGAACAGGAAAACUCUUUGUUAUAUCGACUGCCUUUUGUGUCAUUCCAAGAUCUUUUCCCACAGAACUCGCAAGACAUUUUACCAAGCGAAAACAACACUUCAAGAAAAAGAAAUAUUGGAUCUAAAAAGCCGCUUACUUUGCAAACUCUUGAGUAUACCAAAACAGGAAUCACAAAAACAAGUACACAAAAACAAAUACAACACUCUGAACAGAAAUAUUCAACUCGUCUCUCAUCAGGGAAAAAAAACCCUGUUAGCUAUCAAGAAAUGUUAGGAGCUGUGAAUUACAGCUCAGAUGAUGAAAAAGAUCAAGGAGAAAGGGAAGUGGAUGAAGAAAUUUACACUCCACAGCAAUCAGAGUAUAAUGUCGUGACCCGUGAGGCUGAUAUAGUAGAAUCUGAAAUCAAAACUGGAGCCAAACGAAGAAAAAUGGGACCAAGGUGCAAAGUUGGUGGUAAACGAGAAAACCCUGAGACGGCUAAUAAAGAGGAAUCAGGCAAGUCCAAACCUACAGUGGUUUGUAGCAAUGAUAAAUUUGAGUGCAGUAUAUGUGGACGUAUAUUUGACAAUAAAGCUCUGCGGGACAUGCACGAAGACGCUGAGCGCGCUGAGCACUUCUUCAAGUGUCCGUUAUGUGAUGGGUUCUUUGGAAGUGAAGAAUCGAAACUAAUUCACAUGCAAGACAGACAUGGAAUAGCUACUAAAGAAUUUGCUGAAGAAAGGGCAAACAGAAAGCUCAGUUCUUCAAAGAAUAAGUCAGUGGUAAAGAAGAAAGAGGCUUUGCUGACAAAGAUGGCCGUUUCAUCUCAGGACGAUUAUAAAGAUUCUUCUGAGAAAGGAUCAACAGACGAUAGUCAGGAGUCACUUGCUGUUGAGAUUAAGCAAGAAAAAACAAGUGAAAAUGCAACUGAGUGUGAUAUGUGUGAUAUGAAGUUUUAUGAGACGGAAGAGCUCAAAGAACACAUUCAAACAUUUCAUGGGGCUGUUCAAUAAUGAUUGAUAAUCAUGCACUCCUUUGAUUGAUAUUAUUGUCAUUUUUCAUGUUGAAUUUAUGUGUGGGUAGUCAGAUGUAUCAAAUUAUAAUAUACCUUCAUAUUCAUUAUUCAAUAGUUUGAUAUAAUUUAGAAAAAAUUGUAUGAAAAAUAUGUCUCCUAUCUCCAAUUUAUAAUCAGAAGGGACCAUCAGAAUGUUAAUCAUGUGUUGAUAAUUUUAAAAUCGAUGUUAAUUUCUAGGACAGUUUUGUGGGGGUCAUGAACAUAAUACAUACAUUGUAUUAAAUUUUGUCCUUGUUGGUACAAAUAUCAUUUAAUGAUCCCAAUGUGGAAAUCAACAGGAACGAAUCUCCAGCAUCUCUUUAGAAUAAACCAUAUCAUACUCAUAUUUGAUAUUCAUAUAGAGUUCCCUUAAGACUUUCCUUUUUUUAAGAUAUUAGAAGUCAGUCUGAAUAUUUCUCUAACAUUCCAUUGAAUAUGUACCCAAAAGUGUGAUCAAUUUUUAAUACAUUUUACAUAUUGUAUAACAUGUACAUGUAUUUGUUUUCAAUAUUUGAUGUGGUAUUUUAUUUAUAAUUUUUUGGGGGCACCUGUACUAGUAUUUUUACAAAAGUACCUAAGUAUAUUUUAUGACUUGCAUGGAACUGUUUGAGGCAUGUAUCAUUGAGUCAUAUGAUAAUUAAUGAUGUUUAUAAAUAAUUUGUAUCAUUUGUAAUUUUAACAUUGUACUUCAAUGAAUCCACAUUGGAGAAGAGAGAAAAAAACCUUGUCAAGAUAUCAUUAAAAAAAUGAUAUUAUUUCUGACUAUGUGAUUGCUUACCAAGGUCAGAAAGAUUUGCUACUAUCAAGAUUAAUUAUAGAUUUAAAAGACUUAAAAUAAAUGUAGUUCUAAAUCCACAUGUUUGUUAAAAACGUUGACUUACAGUUGUAUGCAUAGGUCAUUUAAUUGUGAAGAAAUUACAGUAGAUGAAUGUUUCAUGUAUUUUUUUGUAGCAUUUUUUUUUUUUGAUAAGUUAAUUCUUUUGUAAAUGUAUUGGUACAGACUUGUAAAGUAUCAUUACAGACAAAUAUAUGUAUGUAAAUGAUAGAAAACAAAUAUAUAUCAUACGGAAAUAUUAUAUAUCAUCCAUGUUGGAUAAUUUUUUUCAAAAUUUAUUAUAUAAUGAAUAAAUUUUGUAGGCAAAUGUUUAUAAUUUUUUUAAUGCAAUGGUAAUUAUCUUGAAAAGAAUUCAUCCAAAAACUAAAUUAAUAUUCAAAAUUAAAGUAUAGAUAUGCAAUGCA
Molecule: messenger RNA, 3519 nt
Organism: Magallana angulata
Lineage: Eukaryota; Metazoa; Mollusca; Bivalvia; Ostreida; Ostreidae
Product: zinc finger and BTB domain-containing protein 41-like
Exons: 2
Coding region: 263-2239 (658 amino acids)
Source: RefSeq, a predicted model, not a curated record